UGUAUAUUGUAUGUAUAGUACGAACAGUAUCGCCUUUAAAUUAACCUCCUUCUUUACAAAUGCAAAUUAAUACGUUCUCUCGCGACGGGGACUAUAAUUUUAUCCCCAUAUAACUUUUAAGUGACGGCAGUAUUAUUUAAAAUAUCGGGAAUGCUUUAUUAUAACAUUUAAUGUCAAUGAUAUGGAUAAAAAAUAAUACGAGAUAUAUACUAUCAGUGCAUAUAAGUAUAUAAAUAUACAAAUAUGUUACUGAAAACGGGUAGACCUGUAUAAGAAUCAUUGUUUAUCAUCCAGUAAACGUGUAUUAUCAUUUUAGCAACCAGAUAAGAGUUAUUUCUGGUUAAAUUAAAAGUACUCUUCCGCAUUUAUCACAGAAUACAUAAUAAUUACAAGGUGCCACGUCAACUAUAUAGAUAAAUAUACACGGCUAUCAGCAUGGCAUCUCAGGUAUAUGAAUUUGGCGUAGAAAUGACAUGCGAAGGAUGCGCUAAUGCUGUAACAAAUGUGCUUAAUAAGAAAGAAGGUGUCAAUGAUAUACAGAUAGAUUUAGAAGGAAAAAAGGUAUUUGUAACCUCUAGGCUUCCUUCUGAUGAAAUAUUACAAACUAUUAAGAAAACUGGAAAAGCAUGCCAAUAUUUAGGAAUAAAAAAAUAAUGUUGAUUUAAUUUUGAUCAGCAAUUUAUCAAAAUUAAUAUGUAUGAUUACUAAUUUACAAGGUAUACUGGUUGUUAAAAUUCUGUUAUUUUUCAAAUUGGUAAUGAAAAGAAUGUGAAUAUUAAAUUUAAGGAUUAAUUAAAAGUUGUUUUAUAUAAGAU
This is a messenger RNA of Osmia bicornis bicornis, 815 nucleotides long. It is a transcript of the gene Atox1, whose product is annotated as copper transport protein ATOX1. The record is from RefSeq and is a predicted model, not a curated record. Gene Ontology annotation, molecular function: copper chaperone activity; metal ion binding. Gene Ontology annotation, biological process: copper ion transport. Lineage: Eukaryota; Metazoa; Arthropoda; Insecta; Hymenoptera; Megachilidae. The transcript has 3 exons. The coding region runs from base 436 to 654 and encodes 72 amino acids. Gene Ontology annotation, cellular component: cytosol.